Molecule: messenger RNA, 984 nt
Organism: Saccostrea echinata
Lineage: Eukaryota; Metazoa; Mollusca; Bivalvia; Ostreida; Ostreidae
Product: proteoglycan 4-like
Exons: 5
Coding region: 1-984 (327 amino acids)
Source: RefSeq, a predicted model, not a curated record
AUGGGUAUAUGGGGAUUUAUCCUGGGCUUUAUUCCAGACACCCUGAGGCUGAGGCCGAAGGGUGUAUGGAAUACAACCUGGGGUCCUAAGGUUAGCAAACCUGUUACAACUACAAGACCAUCCACUAGUCUGAGGCCCGGUGAAAACACUACUCGGAAGCCCGUUACAACCACUAGUCUUCGACCUGUUGACUCGCUCCGUGAUAGGGAGGUCCCCGUUACUUCCACUCGUCUGAGGCCUGUUGAAACCACUACUCGGAAGCCCGUGACCACCACUAGUCUGAGGCCUGUUGAAACCACUACUUGGAAGCCCAUUACUUCCACUAGUCUGAGGCCUGUUGAAACCACUACUCGGAAGCCCGUUAACACCACUAGUCUAAGGCUUGUUGAAACCACUACUCGGAAGCCCGUGACCACCACUAGUCUGAGGCCUGUUGAAACCACUACUCGGAAGCAGGUUAACACCACUAGUCUAAGGCCUGUUGAAACCACUACUCGAAAGCCCAUCACUUCCACUGGUCUGGGGCCUGUUAAAACCACUACUCGGAAGCCCAUCACUUCCACUAGUCUGAGGCCUGUUGAAACCACUACUCGAAAGCCCAUUACUUCCACUAGUCUGAAGCCUCUUGAAACCACUACUCGAAAGCCCGUUACCCCCACUAGUCUGAGGCCUCUUGAAACCACCACUCGGAAGCCCAUUACUUUCACUAGUCUGAGGCCUCUUGAAACCACUACUGAGAAGCGUGUUGUAACCACUACUCGGAAGUCUGUUGUAGCCACUACUCGGAAACCCAUUACAACCACUAGUCAGAAGUUCCUAACAAGAAAACCUACAAGGCUGGUAACUGAUGAAGAGGAUGAGGAUCUAGUUGAGGAUGGAUUAACUGUUCCUGAGGAGGAAAUGGAGUCCCUCUUUGAGGAGGAAACCAUCCACACUGAGUGGCCAUCUGAUGAAGGCAUUUGUCCCAUCCAAAACUGCCCUUAG